AUGUUUUUCAACAUGGGUGGCAUGGGCGGAAGCCGGGGAGGAGGCGGACCCGCCGACACAAAACUUUACGACCUUCUCAACGUCGGCCCAUCAGCGUCUGAUGAUGAAAUUAAAAAGUCCUACAAAAAGCUAGCCCGCGAGUACCACCCCGACAAAAAUCCGGACCAUGGUGACAAGUUCAAAGAGAUUUCCUUCGCCUACGAAGUGUUGUCAAACCCGGAGCGAAGGCGGAUGUACGACCAAGUCGGAUUGGAAGGGAUGAAAGAAGGUGGCGGAGGUGGUUUCGGCGGCAGUGACCUCUUCUCGCAUCUCUUCGGCGACGAUGGUGGCCAUCCGUUUUCAUCAUUUUUCGGCGGCAUGGGUGGUGGUGGCCAGCGGCGUCGGCGACAGGCUAAGCCAACCGUCCAUCAUCUCGGCGUCACCCUAGAAGAUAUCUACAAGGGCAAGACGGCCAAGUUGAAAUUGAGCAACUCGGUGCUGUGCACAACUUGUAGGGGAUCCGGAGGCCGUGCUGGUGCCCAAUACACGUGCUCUGGCUGCAAGGGUCGAGGAGCAAAGAUGCGCAUGCGUCAGAUUGGCCCAGGAAUGAUCCAGCAGAUGCAGGUGGCCUGCGACGAAUGUGGAGGAGAAGGCUCCAAGGUCCCGGCAAGCGAAAAGUGUGGCCCGUGCAGCGGUGAGAAGUACCAGAAGAUUCAGAAAGUGCUGGAGGUGCACGUGGAGAAGGGCAUGCGCCAUGGCGAGCAAAUCGUCUUCCACGGCCAGGGUGACCAGGUUGAUCCCGAUGUCGAACCGGGUGAUGUGGUCAUUGUGCUCAACGUCAAGGAUCAUGCCAACUUCCGUCGUAACGGCGAUAACUUGUACAUGACAAAAGAAAUCACGCUGAACGAGGCGUUGGCCGGCUACUCGAUCCCGAUCACCCACCUCGACGGUCGCAAGAUUGUGCUCAAGUCGCGUGCAGGAGAAAUUAUCCGUCCAGAUGACGUGCGUGGGGUGAUUGGUGAGGGUAUGCCGAAACGACGCCACCACGAAAUCAAGGGCACGCUGUUCGUGAAGUUUGAAGUGAAGUUCCCCGCACCUCACUUCCUUGACGACGAGAAGAAAUACCAGCUGCUCGCCCAGUGCUUCCCGGCCCCGAAGAAGCAGCCACCGCCGACGGGUGACUUUGAAGAAGUGUCCCUCUACGAAUAUGACGAGAAGAAGUAUGGUGGAGGACGAGGACGUGGCGAGGCCUAUGCCGAGGAGAGCGAUUCGGACGAAGGCGGCCACGGCGGACACCCGGGCGUGCAGUGCGCCCAGUCG
Molecule: messenger RNA, 1299 nt
Organism: Mesorhabditis spiculigera
Lineage: Eukaryota; Metazoa; Nematoda; Chromadorea; Rhabditida; Rhabditidae
Source: the annotation of a GenBank genome assembly